AUGAGCGAGAUGAGCGCGUCUCCGCCCGAGGAGAACAAGCCACUCGACAGCCGACACGACCCAGCUGACCUGCCCGCGAAGAAAAAGCCUCGAACGACAACCGCCUGCAACCGCUGCCGCAAGAAGCGUGGGCGUUGCGAUGGCCAGAAACCGAUUUGCGGGCCGUGUACAACCGCGGGUGCGGUGUGCGAGUACGAGCUCGGCGCAGACAAGCGAAAACCCUACACAAAAGCCGUCGUGCAAGCUAUGCAACUCCGCAUCGACACGCUCGAAGCGCAGCUCGCCGCCUUGACGGGCCAACCGGUCCCCUCUUCCUCCGGCUCGUUCUUCGACUCGCAAUCCGCCGACCCCCUUUCGAUUCUCGACUCUUCUGCGCCUCUUCCCUCCGACUCGACGAGCACGACACCAGCAAUGACGUCCCUCUCGCUCGUCGCGAACCAAGCGGCGAAGAAUGGGAGUGGCACGUCGCCUACGGGUCUUGGACCGACCAGUCUGAGCUUUGCGGAGGGAAGUCAGCCGCAGGUUUCGACGCCUAACUUGAACGGGUUGGAUACGUUUCAGGGUGGAUUGGCGAUCAAUGCGCAUGGCGAGUUGCGCUUCUACGGCCCGACAUCCUCCUACCGCGCCGUCCUAGCCGACUCGACCUCCCUCCUCAAUACCCCGACAACAGUCAACGCCAUCCGCGCCUUCUCGCUCACCCGCGCACCGAUCCCGACCGCCUCGCCUGCCGACCCUGCACUACCGAGACGCCCGCCUGACUUGAGCCCGGAUUUCAAGGUCAAGUUGCUCAAUCUGGCGUUCGAGUAUUGUUUCUCGCAUUACAACAUCGUCCCGGAGCGACAGUUCUUCGCCGACCUCCAGAUGUACCCCUUCGAGCGGACCCAAUACUACUCCCCCUUCCUAAUGAACGUCAUCCUCGCCGUCGGCUGCCGCUACCUCGACCCGGACGACCCUUCCUACCCUCCCGAAAUCUGCGGACUCAUCGGAGACCCCGAUACGAGGGGAGACGUGUUUGUUACGUGGGCGAGGUAUCUGUUGGAUCAGGAGUGGUACAACCCGGCGCUUUCGACGAUUAGGGGGCUGUUGGUCCUGGGGCUGUACAUGGCGGGGCGUGGGUUCGACGGGCCGUGUGUCAUCUUCGUCGGCUCGGCGCUCAAGUUGACGGAAGACUUCGGCCUCAACCUCGGCCCUCACCGCCUGUCGAUGUCGAUGGGCCUCGAGAUCUCCGAAGAGCUCAUCACCGCCCGACGAGACUGUUUCUGGUCGGCCUUCGCCUCAGACUGCAUCUCCUCGAUGUACAUCGGUCGCUCGACCACCUUCAAGCCCGACGUGAUCGACGUGAUCCCCCCUCCCGUCGUUCCCGAACUCGACUUCGAAGCGCCCCUCUAUCGCUCUUCGGCCUUCCAUUGGUCAAGCAGGCUCAUAUACAUUGCCAGCCGAAUCAUGGACUCGGUCUAUACGCUCAGGCCGGGGAUCUCGCUUGCGAUGAGGCAGGCGAAAGUGCCCGAGUUGCACCUCUUGCUCGAGAGCUGGUACCACGAGUUGCCGUCGCAUCUUCGAGCCAGCGGCGCAGACCCGCAAAAGGCGCCGCACCCACACAUCCUCGUCCUCAACAUGGUCUACAACAUGAUGCACAUCUCGCUUCACAGGCCCUUCUUCCGACGCUUCUCGGCCAACCCGACGACGAACGUUAGUACGGAAAAGUGUCUUGUUGCGGCGUCGAAUAUCGUCAGGCUUGUCAAGCUCUUGCGAGGGUCGGCGGGACUGAGGAAGGCUGCUCCUGGCGUUCAGCAUGCCGCCUUCAACGCCGGCACGGUCCUCGCCAUCUCUGCCGCCGAAGACAACCUCUCGAACAACCCGAAGCAAGACUCGGAGCGUCGCUCGCAAGCGAAGAAGGACCUCCGGCUCAUCGUCGCGAGUCUCAAGGAGAUUGGCACGACCUGGACGACGGCGCACACGAGCGCCGGAGUGCUCGAGGCGCUCAUGACGCAGUGGGACGCGUCGUCUCAGCCGCCAGACCAACCUGCGACGAACGCUUUCGCGCCCAUCCAGAACGGCUCGGCUGCUAUGCCGCACGGCUCGCCUACGUCGUCCAUCUCGUCCAGCUCGACCGGCUUCCCGCAGUCCUUCGACUUCUCCUCUGCCUCGCCCGGCCCUUCGCGCGCCGACCUCGCCGCCCAGCUCCCAAAGCUCGAGCAGCCGUCCUACGAGCCCUCAUCGGGCCCAACCGGCUCGACACCCAUGUCAUUCGCCAGCCUCGGACUCGCCUUCCCCUCCCGCCCGAGUACAGCAGGAGGCAACCACUCGCUUGACGGUGUCGGCGCAGGGUUCGGAACGAGCUUGGGCUUCAUGUUCCCGAGCUGGGAUUUGGGAGACGAUGUCGACUUUGGAGCGCCGCCGGGCGAGCAGGCGCAUGGGAAUGGCGCGAGUACGGCGGGAUUGGACUGGGGUUUGCUGAACAUGCCUGAGUCGAACUCGCAAAGCGCCGCAGCCACGCCUUCCGCAUCGACUGCGACUCCAGCGGCAUGA
This is a messenger RNA of Rhodotorula toruloides NP11, 2529 nucleotides long. Its product is annotated as nitrogen assimilation transcription factor. Gene Ontology annotation, molecular function: zinc ion binding; DNA-binding transcription factor activity, RNA polymerase II-specific; DNA binding. Lineage: Eukaryota; Fungi; Basidiomycota; Microbotryomycetes; Sporidiobolales; Sporidiobolaceae. Gene Ontology annotation, biological process: DNA-templated transcription; regulation of DNA-templated transcription. The record is from RefSeq and is a predicted model, not a curated record. Bases 1 to 2529 code for a protein of 842 amino acids. The transcript has 13 exons.